AUGAUGUGUGUCAUCGCCGCCACGCUGAGCAUUGCCGUACCUCACCACUCGCUGGCGCCGGCAUCCGUUCGUCACCGCUCGCCGGCACCGCGGCUCUCCGACCCGCCUUCCGCUCCGCUCGGCCACGUUUUUGUGCUUCACGCAGAUUUGCGAUCGCUCCUCACGGACGCCACGCUGUAUCCCACAACCGAUCCAGUCGAUAGCGGGUGGUUCCCAAACGCUCAGCGUCAGAACGACCCGCCGCCGCUCCCGCCCUUCACGUCGAGGCAGCGGGUGCACCAGCUUCCGGGCACGCCGGCUGGCGCACCUCUAGUUUUCCUCGCCAACGUCGACGGCCGCCUCGAGCCGCAGCGCGACUGCGAGCCUUUCACCGGCCGCCCGCCGCUUGACUGGUUUGUCGACGCUGCCCGCCAGUUCCUGCAGCUGGCCGCGGCUUCGGUCGGCGAGGAGGGCACGCGUGCUCGCUGCCGCCGCGCACAGCCGUUGCUGGCGCUGCCGGUGGUGGGAACGGGCAAUGGCGGCGCACGGACAGCCUCAGGGAGGAUGAUCUCUCGCCUGCUUGAGGUGCUGUACGACUUCACCGCGGCACGAAAACCGACGACGCGUCGUCGAGGGGGCGAGCCAUCCCGGCGCGCGGGUCUUACUGCCAACGACACAUUGAUCCGAUUCUUACUCUCUCUGCGGCACAAGGCGCUCCGCCGGCAGAUGGCGCCGGCGUGGGAGGACACCUUGGGCGCGCGGCUUUGCGGCGCGGCGCUCGAGCUGGCGCAGCGGGCAACAGCCGACGAGCUGACCCUAUUUAUCGGCGCGGGUGUGUCGGUGGGCGCUGGCUUGCCGGCGUGGCAGGAGCUCCUCACGUCGCUCGCCGAGCGGGACGACGUGCCGCUCGGGCCUGGGGAGGUGCUGCAGCUCAAGAGGCUGGACCUGCCCGACCAGGCAGCUCUCUUCGGGCAGGCGGCGCAGCCGAGGCGCGGACGCGCACCCGCGCUCUCCACUGGCGCCGCCGGGCCGGCGAUGAAGGCGGGCGAGGCGGCGCUGCAGCGGCCCCCGCCGCCGAGGGGCUCUCCGCGAGCGAGCCUGCCUGUCGAGGCGGUGGUGACCACAAACUACGACGAGCUCUUCGAGGCGGCUUGGCGCGGCGCCGCCUCCGACUUCAAGGUGCUGCCCUACGAGGCGGACGCGCGCUCCCGCUUCGUGCUCAAGCUGCACGGCGACUUGCGCCGGCCGCAGGAUAUCGUGCUCACGCGCGCGCAGCUGAGCGGCGCGAGAGAGCAGCGCGCCGCGCUGUCGGGGGUCGUGCAGGGCCCGCUGAUGACGAAGCACCUCUGCUCUGCUUCAGCACCUCUAGAUACCCCACAGGUCGUGCAGGGCCUGCUGAUGACGAAGCACCUCUGCUUCGUCGGCUUCUCGCUGCAGGACCCGAACUUCUCCGAGGUUGCAGAGACCGUCCGCGCCACUCUCACGGGCGACUCGAGCACCGCGUCGCGCAACCUCUUUGGUUCGCUCCUCUCGCUCCACAACCGGCCCUUCCUCGCCGAGCUGUGGCCCGACGUGCAGCAGGUCCCGAUGGACAUGGCCGAUGCCUCCGGACCCGACCGGCUCUCCAGCGCGCAGUGUGCCCGCCGGCUCGACAUUUUUCUUGACAAGGUCUCCCUCGACGCGUCGACUCCGACACGCCACCUCCUCGACCCGAACUUUUCGGGCGUCUUCGACAAGCAGCAGCGCGAGCUGCGCGAGGCGUUGCUGCUCUUCGAGGCGGAGCUCGCCAGCCGGCCCGACGCGCGCGCGGCAGCCGGCUUCGAGGCCGUCUCGGCGCUGCUGCGCGGGUUGGGCUUGCCGGCUGACUCGCCCGCACUGGCGGAACCAGACGUGCUGCAGCCGGACGAGGAAGGGGGGAAUGGCUAACUCCCGGUAUAGUAGGUAACUGUAGCAGCAGGCACACAGCGUGUGUGUUGACACCCAAUACAUCGACGACGUGUGCAAAAACA
Messenger RNA from Emiliania huxleyi CCMP1516, 1988 nucleotides. RefSeq lists its product as hypothetical. The transcript is spliced from 11 exons. Bases 1 to 1905 code for a protein of 634 amino acids. The record is from RefSeq and is a predicted model, not a curated record. Lineage: Eukaryota; Haptophyta; Isochrysidales; Noelaerhabdaceae.